UCCUUACAGGUUAGAAAUCGCAUCAGUACCUACUUUUUAUGACUUCUGUAAAUACUGCUGUUGCCGCUGCCAUAUCUUGACUUGUUGUUCUUGUUUUCUGUCACCAUAUUUCUCUUAUUCCGAGCAUGACACCUGAUCCUGAAAUGUUAAAAAUGUUGAAAGAAAUGAAGCAGGAAAUUCGGGACAUGCGCGCUUCUCUGGAACGGGAAUUUAGAAAGGAAAACAGAGACGUAAAAGCUAGCAUGGAACUGAUUAACCAAUGUUUCGAAGAAAUGAAAGCUAGCAUGAUAGCCAUCCAAAAGGAAAACGCAGAUAUUAAGGUUCAGAAUGCUUGUCUUCUGUCUGAGUGUGCACUCCUUAAAGAGCAGGCGAAAGCGAAUGAACUAAGAAUGGUACAACUAGAACAAUACUCAAGAAACAAAAACCUAGAAAUCAAAGGUAUUCCAGUUUCGCAAGAUGAAAAUCUCCCGGGGAUUUUGCAAAACAUUGGCCAUGCUGUCGCUGAAUCAAUUACACAGGACGAUGUUGAAGUAUGCCACAGGAUUCCAACGAAAGGCUCAUCGCAGCCACACAUUCUUGUACAGUUUUACAGCAGAUCGAAACGCGAUGCAGUUUUGGAAAAGGCUAGAAAGAAAAGAUUUUCAACAGCUGAUAUUGGUUUCGCACAGUCUGCCCCAGUAUACAUAAACGAGCAUUUAUGUUUCGAACUAAAGAAGCUGCUGGGCAUGACGAUUGCGAAAAAGAAAGAAAAAAAUUGGCGUUUUGCAUGGACAAGAGACGGCAAAGUUUUCGCGAGAAAAACUGAGUCUUCCCGAGCAAUGCGUAUAGCUUGCAUCUCGGAUCUUGAUAAGAUCGACUAGUAAAAGGAUGUUUUCUUUCAACGACGUCAUACCUACUAACACCUCUUUUCCUACUUUUCACUCACCUUGCGAAAUAGGCAACUUAUAUGCAAAAAACAAGAAUUCAUUAUCUUUCAUUCAUAUUAACGCACAAUCAGCCAGAAAUAAGGAAGAUCAAAUUGUUGCUCUCACUGCCUCGUUUGGUUUCACCCCAGAUGUGCUCAUGAUAAGCGAAACCUGGUAUAAAAAUGAAAUAGAUGUGCUUAGGUUGCCCGGUUAUAAAUCAUUCUUUGUAAAUAGACCCUCUCGAA
Dermacentor albipictus is the source of this 1150-nucleotide messenger RNA. The record is from RefSeq and is a predicted model, not a curated record. Lineage: Eukaryota; Metazoa; Arthropoda; Arachnida; Ixodida; Ixodidae.